Molecule: messenger RNA, 720 nt
Organism: Caenorhabditis remanei
Lineage: Eukaryota; Metazoa; Nematoda; Chromadorea; Rhabditida; Rhabditidae
Exons: 1
Coding region: 1-720 (239 amino acids)
Source: RefSeq, a predicted model, not a curated record
AUGUCAUUUUACAUCGUAACCUCUGAUUUCAUCACCAUCGUCAAACCAUGCACUUUGCACUCUUUCCAUCCUCUUACAGAGGAUCUUUCCGUUCAAUUUCUGUCAAUUAAAGAAGAGAAAAGGGACAUCAGUCUGGACUUCUUCAUGGACGCCGACAAGUUCUCGUUGUUAGUGAACAAAAAACACAGAAGAGUGAUCAACGAGGUGCUCUUCCCAGAACUUCCCGAAGAAGUUGAGGAAAACACCUGGAAAUGCUUUGGGAGCAACGAGGAUUGCAAAGAAGCAGAUGAUAUCUUUCCACGGAAGACUGCCGAGAAACUUCCUCUACUUUCCAACAAUCCACAGGACUCUGCUGCCAACUCACUUUCAUCUCCUCCAUUCUUCAUCGACACUUCCAUUCCCCCACCUUCCUUCCGUCUUCCGGUCUUCAUCGACACAUCCGUACCACCACCUUCGUUCCUCACACCACCGACAUCCGGACCAGCCUCGCCAUCGCUCACCGCUGAAAAUCCGUCUUUUGCAUUCAACAUGGGUGUUGCCAAUGCUCCGAAGCCAGGAUUCAAAGUGGCUAAAAAGAAACUCUCGGAUUCUGGAGAAGUCUUCGAGAUGUACGUCGAUACCAGCAAGCCGAAGAAAGUAAAGGUAUUCUCUCCAGAAGAAAUCAAGAAGCAAGAGAGUCUGGUUGAUGAGUGGAAGCGAAAGAUUCAGAAUACCCUUUAA